GCUCGUCCCUCCUUCAAUCAACCCCUCCCUCCAGCCGUCGUAGUGACAGUCAUUCCGCCGCAUCCGCCCUCCUCCUCCUCCGGCAAUGGGUCGCGUUAUCCGGGCGCAGCGUAAGGGUGCGGGUUCGGUGUUCAAGUCCCACACCCACCACCGCAAGGGCCCCGCCCGCUUCCGCAGCCUCGACUUCGGGGAGCGAAAUGGCUACCUCAAGGGUGUCGUCACUGAGAUCAUCCACGACCCCGGCCGUGGCGCACCCCUGGCCCGUGUAUCCUUCCGCCACCCCUUCCGCUACAAGAAGCAGAAAGAGCUCUUCGUCGCCGCCGAGGGCAUGUACACUGGCCAGUUUGUCUACUGCGGCAAGAAGGCCACCCUCGUUGUUGGUAACGUCCUCCCUCUCCGCUCCAUUCCUGAGGGUGCCGUUGUCUGCAACGUCGAGCACCACGUUGGGGAUCGCGGUGUCUUAGCUCGCGCCUCCGGGGAUUACGCCAUUGUCAUCAGCCACAACCCCGACAAUGACACCACUAGGAUCAAGCUCCCAUCUGGCUCAAAGAAGAUUGUGCCCAGCGGUUGCAGAGCGAUGAUUGGCCAAGUUGCUGGUGGUGGAAGGACUGAGAAACCCCUCCUGAAGGCUGGCAAUGCCUACCACAAGUUCAGGGUGAAGAGGAACUGCUGGCCCAAGGUCCGUGGUGUAGCAAUGAACCCCGUUGAGCAUCCUCACGGAGGUGGUAACCACCAGCAUAUUGGUCACGCCAGCACGGUCAGGCGUGAUGCACCGCCAGGGCAGAAGGUCGGUCUUAUCGCCGCCCGCAGGACCGGUCGUCUCCGUGGACAGGCUGCCGCUACUGCUUCCAAGGCCGACAAGGCUUAAGAGAUUGCCGCUGUUUAGUUAUGUUUUUUAUUUACAUUGCAAUGAGUUUACCCUGCUCAAACUUCGGAAUUUGAGAUUAAUAGAUUUUACAACUCCUUUUGUCAUGGAAGUUUUCCCGUUGAGGUCUGAACUUUCAGGAAGUGUGUUGGUAAAUGAAUGGCACUGUUGUUUCUACUC
Punica granatum (pomegranate) is the source of this 1045-nucleotide messenger RNA. Lineage: Eukaryota; Viridiplantae; Streptophyta; Magnoliopsida; Myrtales; Lythraceae. The record is from RefSeq and is a predicted model, not a curated record.